Molecule: messenger RNA, 991 nt
Organism: Cylicocyclus nassatus
Lineage: Eukaryota; Metazoa; Nematoda; Chromadorea; Rhabditida; Strongylidae
Source: the annotation of a GenBank genome assembly
AAUUCUAGUACCCAUGUCAUCUGCGGUACAACCUGCUCCGUCAGGAGAUGUGCUCGACAGAGCGAUGAUCAAAGAUGUUGACCAAUGGAUUGAGCAACUUUAUGAGUGUAAGCAGCUCAGCGAGAACCAAGUCAAAAUCCUUUGUGAAAAGGCGAAGGAAAUACUCGAGAAAGAGUCCAAUGUCCAAGAAGUCAGAUGUCCCGUUACCGUUUGUGGUGAUGUACACGGACAAUUCCAUGACUUAAUGGAGCUAUUUAAAAUGGGAGGAAAGAGCCCCGAUACGAAUUAUCUGUUCAUGGGUGAUUACGUUGAUCGCGGUUACUACUCAGUUGAAACUGUUAGCUUAUUGGUGUGUCUGAAGAUCAGAUACAAAGAAAGAGUCACUAUUCUUCGUGGCAAUCAUGAGUCUCGACAAAUUACUCAGGUUUACGGGUUCUAUGACGAGUGCCUACGCAAGUAUGGUAAUUCGAAUGUAUGGAAAUACUUCACCGAUCUUUUUGACUGUUUCCCCCUCACCGCUCUUGUGGAUGGUCAAAUAUUUUGCCUCCACGGUGGUUUAUCCCCAUCGAUCGACACCCUCGAUCACAUAAGAGCUCUCGAUCGUAUACAGGAAGUUCCGCAUGAAGGUCCUAUGUGCGAUCUCUUGUGGUCUGACCCCGAUGACCGCGGAGGCUGGGGAAUCUCCCCACGUGGUGCUGGCUAUACUUUUGGUCAGGAUAUCUCCGAGACUUUCAAUCAUUCCAAUGGUCUGACACUUAUCUCGCGUGCGCACCAGCUUGUUAUGGAGGGCUAUAACUGGUGUCAUGAUCGUAAUGUAGUGACGGUAUUUUCUGCACCAAACUAUUGCUAUCGAUGUGGAAAUCAGGCUGCUAUGGCGAGGCGAACCUCACGUAACCCGAAGAACUCCGGACUACUUCCUGUAGUUUGUAUCGCACAAUCCUUACGCACAUCUGCUGUCAUUUCGAUGAAUAGGUUCGAGUUCUCAGUGUAA